AUGGAGGAAGAGGAAUCGCCUCAUACUGAGUCAUGGGAUCAUAAAAAGACAUUACUACCAUUCCUCAAAAACUCGCGGCACAUUGAAGAAAAGCAAGUAGAUUACGAAGAAGAUAAGGUUACGACGGAAAAAGCCACGCCACAAUUACAUCCUAACGAAAUGAUUUUUCCGUUGAUCUAUCGACAGAGUCAUAUAAACAGUAUGUUUAAGUUCGGCGAAAACUGGUACACUUGGUCUACGGAGAAAAGAAAUGAUGGGUCGAAAGCAACCAACUAUUACAUUUGCUAUGACGAACCGAAACAUUGUGAUGACGUUGGAUGGGAACGCACGGACAGUGUGCCAAAGUGCGCAUUCCAAAUAGAUUCGUUGUUGCCUGAAGAUCGUGCCUGUAUUAAUAGCUUUGGAAUAGAACCCCAUGGAGGAGGAAUAUGUGAUGGAGGAGAACAAAUGAAGGUGAGUGAUAUGGUACGAGCUUGCGGCCCGCGGAUCCGCUCUUUAUGGCGCUUCUACCGCGUCGGCCGUCGCCCUGCCAACGCAGCCAAACCUGCAGACGUCAACUCACUCAUUUGUGAAGACGAAGAAGAAUGCUACAUCACGAUAGAAUACCGGAUACACCAUGAUAGAAUCACAUUUUCACUGCAUGAGCCGACGCGAGGGCAAACUUUCAAAAGCGCUCUGAAACGUGAAAUUCCAGUCGAGGAUGAAAAUAAAGGAACACCAGCUACGGAAACACAUGCGCACACAGUGCAUAAGGGCAAGAAAGGGCUGAAAGUAAGAGAAGAGAAUCAAAAUGAGGGAGCAAAAAGGUUUCACACGCGGCCAAAAACUAAAACAACAGAAGGCAAGGGUGUCAUUAAAGAUCGCAACGAUUCCGAAUAUACAAAUCGAAGAGUGGUUAAAAACAAAAUAAAAAUCAGAGAAGAUAUAUCUGAAGAUGUAUCAGAGUGA
Messenger RNA from Parnassius apollo (apollo), 948 nucleotides. The record is from the annotation of a GenBank genome assembly. Lineage: Eukaryota; Metazoa; Arthropoda; Insecta; Lepidoptera; Papilionidae.